Molecule: messenger RNA, 2566 nt
Organism: Phoenix dactylifera (date palm)
Lineage: Eukaryota; Viridiplantae; Streptophyta; Magnoliopsida; Arecales; Arecaceae
Source: RefSeq, a predicted model, not a curated record
CUGGUCUGCAAUUAGAUCAGAGGAAGGCCGGAAAGGGAAAAAAAAAUAAUGGCUGUGUAUUAUAAGUUUAAAAGUGCAAAAGAUUACGACUCUAUUCUAAUUGAGGGUCAAUUCAUAUCUGUUGCCAAUUUGAAAGAACGAAUUUUUGAAUUCAAGCAUUUGGGAAGGGGUACCGAUUUUGACCUCAUGGUCUCCAAUGCGCAGACUAAUGAAGAAUAUGCAGACGAAGCUGCUAUGAUACCCAAAAAUACAUCAGUAUUGAUUCGUCGCAUCCCAGGACGGCCACGGAAGCCCAUUGUUACAGAACGAGACGAGACAAAAGUUGUAGAGGAUAAGUUAGAAGAUCUUCCACCAGCAAGUAACACUUUGGUUGGCGACCCAUCUACCGUGAAAUAUCCUGAAGAAUCUGAAUGGGAUGAGUUUGGUAAUGAUUUGUAUGCUAUUCCAGAAGUCCUUCCUGCUCAGUCAGGCAGUCCAGUGGUAGAUGUUUCUCCUGCAAAUAAGGUUGAUGAGGAUAGCAAGAUUAAGGCUUUAAUUGACACACCUGCCCUUGACUGGAAUCGUCAAACACAAGAAGGUUAUGGUGCUGGAAGAGGCUUUGGUAGGGGAAUGGGUGGGAGGAUGAUGGCUGGUCGUGGUUUUGGCCGAGGUGGGCUGGAGCGAAGGACACCUCCAGCAGGCUAUGUUUGUCAAAGAUGCAAAGUGCCAGGUCAUUUUAUCCAGCACUGCCCCACAAAUGGUGAUCCAAAUUAUGAUGUUAAAAGGGUGAGACCCCCAACUGGCAUUCCUAAAUCAAUGUUAAUGGCAACUCCUGAUGGUUCCUAUGCGUUGCCUGGUGGUGCUGUUGCUGUUCUUAAGCCAAAUGAAGCUGCAUUUGAGAAGGAAAUUGAGGGGCUACCUACCGCUCGUCCUGUUAGUGAUCUUCCACCAGAAUUGGGCUGCCCACUUUGUAAAGAAGUAAUGAAAGAUGCUGUUUUGACUAGCAAGUGCUGUUUUAAGAGUUUUUGUGACAAAUGCAUAAGAGAUUAUAUUAUUAGCAAGUCAGUGUGUGUCUGUGGUGCUACAGGCAUACUAGCAGAUGACCUUCUGCCAAAUAGAACACUUAGGGAAACAAUUAGUCGCAUAAUGGAGUCAACAACCAAUAGUACAGAAAAUGCAGGAAAUCUUGUUCAUGGUCAAGAUAUGGAGUCAGCUCGCCUAGUACAACCCAAGAACCUGUCUCCUACUCUUUCUGCUGCUUCCAAAGAUGAACAUAAACAAGUUCCUCCACUGGAACGUUCUCCAAAUGUGAAGGAAGGGGAGGCUGCAAGCAAUGUAAAGGCUGCAAUAUUUGAGACAAAUACUGUGGAAAAGAAGGUCACUGCAAAUGUGAAUAAAUCUGAAGCAAUGCCGGAAUCAGCGAGUGCAAAAGAACCAUCACCUGAGAGUGCUCCAGUUCCUGAAGAAGGCCAGGAAAAGUUGAUUACUAGAGAGCAAGUUAGAAAGAAGAAGAAGAAGAAGAAGACACGGAUGGCUGGUAACGCUUCUGACAUGCAGUGGAGGGCUUAUCAAGAUUUUGGAGCUGAAAACUUUGCUGGGAUGCCUUUGGCUGCUUCGGGCUACAACCCUUACUGGGCUGGUAGUGGAAUGCCAUUUGGAGUUGAUGGAUACAUGGCAUCUUUCACUGGUCCCAUGCAAUACAUGGGUUAUACGCCUGGCCCCUUUGAUGUUCCUUUUGGGGGAGGUAUUCUUCCACGAGAUCCAUUUACUGCACAAAGUUAUAUGAUGCCAGUAGUUCCAAGGGAUCUGUCCAAUUUAGGCAUCGUGGGUAUGAACCAGGGGCAUGGAUAUUUGACCAGGGAAGAAUUUGAGGCUAAGAAAGCUGAUCUAAGAUGGAAGCGUGAAAUGGACCGACUCAAUGAAAGGGAGAGGGAGCGCUCCAAGGAUAGGGAGCCCAGAAGGGAACCAAAUGGAACCAAUGGCGUUUCUUCAUUGAAGUCGAAGCCCAGGCUGACAUCCCAAGAGGCAAGCGUCGACCGGUCCGACCGAGCAGACCGACACGGCCCGCCCCGCGACUCGGGCCGGCACUCCCCGAGCCGGGCCGGGAAGAGAAGGGCCUCGGACCACGACGAGCCGCCGCCGGCCGAGACUGCCAAGCUGGAUCGGAAGCAGAAGGGCAGCGUUUUCUCCCGCAUCAGCUUCCCGCACUCCUCAUCCGCCGCCGGAGGCGGCGGAGGCGAGGGGGCCGGCAAGAAGAGGAAGUCGUCAGAGCUGCCGCUGAAGAACGGGCUCAGGGACCAGCACGAGUCGGCCCACCGCCGGUCCAGUUCGGACGGGAAUAGGGACGAGUGGAAGGGAUCGAAAGGUGGUGGUUCGUCGUCGGUCGGAGGGGCGGCGGCGGCGGGUACGACCAUGAGUCGAGCGAGGAGUAUUAUCAUUUCAAGAGGAGGCCGUCGUCGUCGUCGAGGAGGGAGGCGGAGGAGGAGGGGCGGCCGGCGAGGGGGUCCAGGGAGAGGGAGACGCAUGAGCGUGGGAGCAAGCGCCGAUGAUUGUGCGUUUGCCUCUGUGUGCGUGUGAGAGAGAGGUC